Messenger RNA from Pimephales promelas (fathead minnow), 4569 nucleotides. It is a transcript of the gene znf804a, whose product is annotated as zinc finger protein 804A. Lineage: Eukaryota; Metazoa; Chordata; Actinopteri; Cypriniformes; Leuciscidae. Gene Ontology annotation, cellular component: nucleus. The record is from RefSeq and is a predicted model, not a curated record.
AAAAGAUGCUGAAUCCUGGUUGGCUGGAGAGUAGAGGCUGACUCAGUGGAUCUGGAAAAGCAGCAUGUGACAGAUGCAAUUCUCAUCCCAGUCCUCACCAUCAGACCAGAGGCUUGUUCGCCAUUGGCCCCGUUCAUUGGACCGGCAACGCACGGUGCGCUAUAACACCAUGCUUUCCUUUGCCAGACCCAGCGGAGCUCUCUCACUAGCGCGUAUCACUUGCGCAUCGAGCAGGAGACUCAACCCAGACACACUUCAGCCCAGCGCAGAGAGCCGAGACUGAGGAAGAGGAAAGAACGAGUUAGCAGCUCUCCUUUACUCUCGUUUCUGCUGUACAGAAGAGGAGAGAGAGUGGGAUAGCGCAUUUGCUGGAGGCUACUAUAAGAAGCAGAGGCACACCACAUAAAUCCCCCAAAGUGACUGUAACAGACCGAGCUGAAAUGACUGAUGUUUGAGGAUCCGAGAGGAUGAGGGAACCUGCUCGCUCCGUUCCUGACUGAGGGAAAGUGAGCUUGUGCCUAUCAUCUGAAACAGAGAAACAAAAGAAAAGGCGUGUUGGGUGGACUUAUUUCUCUCUCUCUUUGGCUGAACUCUGUGCAUGGCAGCUUCGGGUCCCCCAUGGCGUGUUACUACAUUGUCAUCAGCUCCACACACCUCAGCAAUGGACACUUUCGAAACAUCAAGGGAGUUUUCCGAGGUCCCCUCUGCAAGAAUGGCAACAAAAACUUGGAUUAUGCUGAGAAGGGGAAAACCUUGGCCAAAGCCCUGGAGGACCUCAAGGCCAACUUCUACUGUCAGCUGUGUGACAAACAGUAUUACAAGCAUCAAGAGUUUGACAACCACAUCAACUCGUAUGACCACGCUCACAAGCAGAGGCUGAAAGAACUGAAGCAGAGGGAGUUUGCCCGCAACGUGGCCUCCAAAUCGAGGAAGGAUGAGAGAAAACAGGAGAGAGCUCUCAGACGCCUACAUGAGCUUGCUGAACAACGCAGAGAGGUGCAAUGUGCCCCAGGAAGUGGUCCUAUGUUUAAGUCUACCACGGUGGCAGUGGAGGGUUCUUUCAGGGAGUCCUGCUGUGAUGAUGCCCAAGAAGAAAACCACAGCUGUGCGGCUCAAGAUUCAGGGGGUCCGAUCCAUUCCAGCAGUUGUGGCUUAGCUAGUAAUCAGUCACUGUGGCCGUACAAUGGCAGGGCCAAAAAGCAAACUUUCAGACGCAAAAUUGCAUUCUCUUUUUCCUUUCCAAAGAAAGCGUCUGUUAAGCUUGAGUCCUCAGCGGCGGUUUUCUGUGAGAGCAUAGAGGAGGGAUCGAUGGAGCGGAGCCGCAGACAAAGACUCAGAGCACCCCCUGUCGAGCUUGACCUCCCCAGCUCCCCCAUGGAGGAAAAAGUACUAAAUUGUGAGGAGGCAAUUUACAGCACUGGCACACAGCUGGGCAAGCACUUUCAAGAAAGUGACAGCACCGGAAGUCAGGGGUCAUCAGAUAUCCCUGUGGCGAGGGAGAGCCCCUCGUCAACGGCCUCAGAUUUGUGUGCUUUGCUCGUUUACUCAGAGGAUGUGCCCAGUCCUGCCGUAUCCCUCAUAAACACUUCCCCCUACCAUUUAAACAGUGCUGAUAUUGUUCUUGACUCUGAAGACUCUGUUGAGAGCCUGAAAAGCAGCAUUGCUGAUAAUAAACCUGAGACCUCUGAGGAUGUGACAGUAGAGGAGAACAGCAUUACAGAGGAGGGGCACUCAACCAUCAUUGAGCCUCUGGAACAGACUUUCUCAGAUGUGUCACCUAAGUACGAUUCUGCUCAAAAACAAGAACAAGUGGAGGAAGCAACUGCAAAGACAUCUUCCCCUUUCACAAAACCAAGCCAGCCUUUUUUCUCUGUCCUAAGCAGAGAUGGUAACACCAUCUUCCAGUGGCCCUCCGAGAUGGUGUCCUUCACAAGGACAGAGCCAUCCCUGUCUUUCAGUUGCAACCCCCUCCAUUUUGAUUUCAAGAGGUCACGGAUUAGAAGGUCUGCUGACACUCAGGAGAUGACUGAGCUCAAAACUGAUGAGGAAUUAUCUGUCUGCUCAGGUUUCAAAUCCUGCCACUCUGACAAGCACAUUGAGGAAUCCACAGCCAGCCACAGAAACAGUCCCAGCGAAGGACCUGAAGGCAAGGUCAGAAAGUGUUAUCAGUUUUCAAAUGACACAGAGAGUUGUGUCAGGCUGAAAACACAUGACAGGUGUAGACAUUCCAAAGAUUGGAUUCAUGCAAGUAAGGGGGCUGAAAAGAAAUUGCGGACCAGGGAACGACGUCAUUACAGGAGCAACUGCAAAAGAAAGCGAAGGAAGCGAAAGAGGAGGAGAGACAUAUACCGGGAAACAGAGAGCAAUAUGGUGAAAUCUAAGAAAUUCCACAGACGACCUGAGUGUGUGGAAGGACUUGAUAGCCAAUUUAGAGGCACCACUUCACAGCAAGUGCAUCCAUUAGAGAAGUCAAAGCAAUCAGCUCAAAAUCAGACUCAGGACAUCAGCACAGCUCCCGUAGUUGAGGAAGGGGUGGGAGGCAUGAGGCAGGAGGCAACAGCCGAUGUAAACGGCUCAGCGGGCUGCAUCAUUCUCUCUGAUGAGUUCUGUGCUGAUGGUGAAAAGGUGCUUAGGAACAGCAGGGAAAAGCCUGACAAUCCAACUGCAGGGGAGCCGACGACCAUAGCACAGUGUUCUCGUAGCCAGGACACAUCUCACUUUCAGAGAUCCAGUGCAGCCGAAGGGUGCCAAGAGGAGACGCCUUCAUCACCAGAGACUAACAGAGAUGGACCAUGUGAAGGACAAAUUUCGAAAAAACGACGAUCAGAUUUUAUGAGUGAUGUAGAUGAGUCUUACAACUCCUGUCAGUCACCGGCAGAGAUUUCUGAUGGGUGCUCAGAAGUUACCUGUUGUUUGCAUGGAAUUAUGAGGAAAAGAAAGAGGUUGUCACAUGUCCAAGAUCAAACUCCAUGCCUUGCAAAUGAAUGUACUGCUGUUAAAAACAGUGUUCUGGAAGAAAAGGACAAAGCUGUGGAGGAUUCAAGCCUGAAAUGCCUUGUUUUAAAAGGCAUGUGUGACAGCUCGAAUGGGUCAGACCAAAUCUCAUGCAGUAUUGAUGAUGUAGAGAGCAGUGCGGUUGGUCCUCAGACAUUUACUUCCAUUAGCAGUGCCCCGGGUCAUACUGUGGUGGAGAGCAGUGACUGGCAACAGAGUGCCUCCUCUCAGAUCAAUGCUUCAUGCACCAAGGGUAGUCUAACUCUACUAGAGACAGAUUCAAAGGUCUCGGAAGAGCCAACAAUGGAGAAUAGUUACAUCGUUAGUAGAGAGUCCAAGGCAGCACAAACGCACUCAAAGGACCGUAACAAGUAUUCAGCGGUUGCUCAGGCCUGCCUGCUCGAUGUGAGAGAGUUAGCCCUGCAGAGGACUGAAAAAGCUACUCACGACAAAUCAUGUCAGCACAGCAUUCAAACCCCACCGCAGAGAUUUCACCUAGGCAUUCAGGCUGAGGAGAAGUUGAGGGAGUGCUUCCACACCACCAGCAGCCUGUUCCAACAACCCUCUGCAUCUUUUCAGGCCCCCACAGAAAGCAUGGAGAGACACUGUCUCCUGCAGAUCCAGAGUCAUGGACAAGUUCUACACCAGCAGAUGUUCCCCACCAAGCUCAAAUCUGUCCUAUCCAGGCCUCAUAUGCCCAUGUCAUCUGCCGUCCUUCAUCCAGUUCACCUGCCAUCCUCCUUGCCUUCUGGCUCCAUCACAAUACGUCACACCAUAUUACAGCACCACACCGCUUUCCUGCCCCCACAACCCCCUAUUUACCCCCAGGUAGUGCCUGUUUCUCGACUCCCCAUGGGGCCAGAGAUCUGUCGGCCCACUGCACCUCCCUUCGUGACCCCUCAGCAGGUAUCGGUAGUGGCACCCCCUAGUAUUCACCCAAUGACUGUUACGUUUCAUGCUCUGCCACAACCUGCCAUGUUUCCGCCCAUGUUGCCCCCUCAUCAUGCUGUCAUUCCCCUUCAGCCUCUCUUCUAGCUGUGUGUGUAACAAAAUGUAUUUUGUACUUCAGAAGUGAGAGAAAUAUCUGCAGUGCUGCUUCCUUAGAAAUAAUUUUGAGAUAGGAAGUUUUCCUUGGGUAACAUACAAAUGAGUUGUCUUUGCAGUUUGGGAAGGAUGCUGUCAUAUUGUCAGAAGAGAUUCGUGCAAACACUUUUUAUUAGGAAAAAAAAAACAUAUAUAACUCACCAACCUGAUUAAGUCCAAUACCUAUUUUAUUACGAUUUGUUGUUUUGUAGAUUUUAAUCAUCUCAAAGACCAUCGGUUUGUUGGAUCAAAAGCAGCAUGAUCAUUUGUAACACAAUUUAGGUGCACAUCUUUCUAGAAAAAAAAAAGAUAAGAUAAAUACAUAAAUAUAAACACACAGACACACACACACGCACACACACAUAUAUAUAUAUAUAUAUAUAUAUAUAUAUAUAUAUGCGCUUUAGUCUAGAUAAUAACAAAAUACGGUUAUAAUAAUGAUAUAUAAUAACAAUAGAACACUCUAAAAAAUGCUGGGUUGUUUUAACCCAA